Molecule: messenger RNA, 1959 nt
Organism: Aegilops tauschii subsp. strangulata
Lineage: Eukaryota; Viridiplantae; Streptophyta; Magnoliopsida; Poales; Poaceae
Molecular function (GO): protein binding
Source: RefSeq, a predicted model, not a curated record
AUUUUUUUUGGAGGGUUCCCUCCAGGCUCCAAUUCCUCUUUAGUAAACUACUCUUUCCCAUAUCAGGUGCUGAGCCGCUGACGGCAUCUCUAACUGUUGUCAGAACGGGCCCCAUCGAGAAAUAGCGCAGCCCAGUUCCACCGAAAACCCUAGAAGUGAGCGCAGUCCUCCACACUCGCUGCCUGUUCGUUCGAGGCAAGCAGCGGCGGCGGCGCCCCUUUUUCAACUCAACAGCGGGCGCACGGCUCCCGCAUGCUAUUGCUGCCGCGGCGCCGCCCUGCUUCCACCCUCCGCCACCGCUACCGCUGAUAGAGCUAUAGGGCGACUCUCCCCACAACCUCCACCCAGCCACAAUGAAUUCGCCUCCGCCGCAACCCAGCCUCCUCUCGCUGAUCGACGACGCCAUCCGCGAGAUAUUGUUCCGCAUCCCGCCGGGUGACCCGGCGAGCCUUGUCCGCGCCUCCGCCGUCUGCACCACCCUGUUCGGUAUCAUCUCCGACCCCGCCUUCCUUCGCUCCUACCGGGCCUUUCACGGGACUCCCCCGAUAUUGGGCUACCUCCACAACAAAUCUCAGGAGAGCCACGAUGUCGCCCAAUUCGUCCCCACCGGACCCUUCUGCCCGCUCGUUUGCGAGCGCCGCGACUGGGACGCGGUCGACUCCCGCCAUGGCCGCGUCCUCUUCUACACGCCCGAGGAGAAGGAUACUGACUUCGUCGUUUGGGACCCCAUCACCGACAACCAGCGGGUGAUUUCCGCCGGCUCCGAGCUACUGGAGAUUCUUUGUGCUGGAGAGGAGGUAACCUGGAUGACCGCGGUGCUGUGCGCCAAGGACGGCUGCGACCACCUGGGCUGCCAUGACGGUCCCUUCCUCGUGGCCUUCGUCGGCUCCAACAUGGUAGAGAAGACCAUGUUCGCAUUCGUUUACUCAUCCGAGACUACUGAGUGGAGCGAGAUGGUCUCGGUUGAGAAUCCGAAUGUCGUCGUGACGUAUCCGUUUGGCAGCGUCAUGCAUCCCUACGCCAUUGAAGAGAGUGGGCACACUGCGGUUGUGGGAAAGAAAGUUUACUUCGCCGUCAAGUGGGGCUACUGGAGCAUGAGAAUGGUGAUGUACAAUGUAGGCGAGCAGGAACUUUCACUGAUUAAUUUGCAGGACCAGGCGCGCGGUAUACUCAUGGGAGAGGAAGACGGUGCACUGGUAUUUGCGGCCAUGGAGGAGACUAAACUCUCUGUGUGGUCAAUGGAGGCUGGUCCCAAUGGAGUUGUGGCGAGGGGGCAACGCAGGGCCAUCGAGCUUGAAAAGAUUCUCCCUCCUCCUGCCCUCUCGUGGAUGGUAGGCAAUCCCUUCUUGGAUGGCAGAUGCACACCGGUUGGUUUCGCGAAAGGUGCCGGUGUCAUCUUCCUAAAUACAGAAGAUGGGUUGUUUACAGUUGAGGUCUGCUCUGGCCGAACCAAGAAAAUAAACGGAAAGACCUUCGAGCCAGUCAUUCCCUAUAUGAGCUUCUACACUCGAGAGCAUGCUGCCACUGCAAUCAAAAUCAUACAAGUGAACCGGCCGCCAGUUUGAAUGAGCAGAUGAAUCAUGGAGUUGCAUGGAUAAUGGCCAAGUUUCUGUGGAGAAAUGCUGGAGCGUUUUGAGAGUAUGAUUGAAGUAUUGAACUUUCGACUUGGUUUCAGAGAACAAUAACUUUCUGGUCGGUUUGUUGGUUUCAGAGGAACGACAGCUUUCUAUUCAAGUAUUCAGUUAGUCUAGUGUGACCAUAUAAUUCUAAGGUUGUUAUGCCGUGUGACCAACUGUUUGCAUUGUGUUUGUUACUGAGAUUUGUCAAUUUGUGUUGUGACAACUGCAUGCUCUUGGCAACGCAACAGUAUGAAUGAAUAUGUAAACUUUGAUGUAAUUUGUGCAUUAGACCGUGGCUGGAGAAUUUCGGAAAGCCAAGUCUAUUGAUUUUGCCUCUGCA